GUGGAAUUCGAGGCUCCAAAGAGUUACAUAUUAUCGUCGAAGCCAAAACUUAUCAAAUUAGAUCUUGAAGCAGUUGUGGACUGUCCGUGCAAGGAUCGCAACAAUGAAGCUGCGCUGGAAUCCAACGACAAUACUAAACGUGAUGCAACCGAUCCCGUGAUUGUGUUCGCGAGAGAUAAGGCGAUUUUUACGAAAGAUCAUCCUCUUUACGCUGUACUUAUUGAGUCAAAGGAAUCUGAGGAUUAUGAUGAUCAUUUUGAAGAAUUCGAAUUUGCAGCAAAACAUUUCGGUGAGAAAAUUAAAUUCGUUUAUUUGAAUACGGAUGUGGAAAAGUACUGGGAAACAAUUGAAUUCCUCGGUUUAAUCGCUGAAGAUGUGCCAACGGUGAUGUUCAUCGAUGUGAGCAAAGGUCUCGAAAAGUUCAAAGCUGAAUUUGAUGAGGUGAUUAUUUUUUGA
Molecule: messenger RNA, 456 nt
Organism: Anisakis simplex (herring worm)
Lineage: Eukaryota; Metazoa; Nematoda; Chromadorea; Rhabditida; Anisakidae
Source: the annotation of a GenBank genome assembly